Molecule: messenger RNA, 69 nt
Organism: Acanthoscelides obtectus
Lineage: Eukaryota; Metazoa; Arthropoda; Insecta; Coleoptera; Chrysomelidae
Source: the annotation of a GenBank genome assembly
AUGUCUUCCACUUUGAACUAUGACGUAAUUAGUCGGAUUCUAUUCUAUUCUAAAGUAAAUGACCAGUAG